Molecule: messenger RNA, 1559 nt
Organism: Thalassophryne amazonica
Lineage: Eukaryota; Metazoa; Chordata; Actinopteri; Batrachoidiformes; Batrachoididae
Product: UDP-N-acetylglucosamine/UDP-glucose/GDP-mannose transporter-like
Exons: 14
Coding region: 250-1275 (341 amino acids)
Cellular component (GO): Golgi apparatus
Molecular function (GO): antiporter activity; GDP-fucose transmembrane transporter activity
Source: RefSeq, a predicted model, not a curated record
ACGAAAACAUCGCGUGAACGAGCUUCUGUACGUUCUUGUCAUUCUAAUCUCUAUGACUAGUAGUGUUUAAGUGGGAAGCCAAAGAGGGAAUCGCUGGCACAGAAGAUUCGGAUCUUCUCGUUCACUUUAAGAUUCGUUCAGAAGCAUCAGCAGUGGGUGUGAGCAGCAGCGGGGCGAUGAUGAUGAUGAUGAUGAUGAUGGCGGCAGUGGAAGAGCCGACACACACACGGGAAUGAGAAGUUGUCGGGGAUGGCGGACCGACCCGUGACAGUGUUCGUCAAGCUGUUCGCUGCUGGGUUUUAUGGACUCACCUCGUUUUUCAUCGUCGUGGUUAACAAAAGUGUCCUCACUAAUUACAGGUUCCCGUCUUCAGUAUGUGUGGGAAUUGGACAAAUGUUGGCCACGGUGGUUGUGCUGUGGGUGGGCAAGGCUGCCAGGGUGAUCAGCUUCCCAGACUUCGAGGAGAGCAUUCCUCGCAAGAUCUUUCCUCUACCUCUGCUUUAUGUGGGAAAUCAAAUCAGUGGCCUGUUUGGAACCAAAAGGCUGAACCUGCCCAUGUUUACAGUCCUCAGGAGGUUCUCCAUCUUAUUUACUAUGCUGGCUGAGGGAUUUCUGCUCAAGAAGAAAUUCUCCAGGCCAGUCCAGCUGACAGUAUUUACAAUGAUCCUGGGGGCCUUUAUCGCUGCAAGUGCUGACUUGUCCUUUGACCUUGAAGGUUAUGUAUUCAUCCUUCUGAAUAAUGUGCUGACUGCAGUCAACGGAGCCUACGUGAAACAGAAAUUAGAUGCAAAGGAGUUGGGAAAAUAUGGAUUAUUGUAUUAUAAUGCAUUAUUUAUGUUACUUCCAACUUUGCUAUUCGCUCAUGUGACUGGAGACAUACAAAGGGCAGUGGAAUAUGAAGGCUGGUCAGAUCCAGUUUUCCUCAUCCAAUUUGUCCUGUCCUGUAUCCUGGGGUUUGUUCUUAUGUAUUCUACGGUACUCUGCACACAUUACAACUCUGCAUUAACAACUACCAUUGUGGGCUGCAUCAAGAAUGUCCUAGUGACAUACAUUGGGAUGGUGUUCAGUGGAGACUACAUUUUUUCUUGGACAAACUUCAUUGGCUUGAAUAUCAGUAUUGCAGGUAGCCUGGUGUACUCUUACAUCACUCUGACUGAGGAACAGUCGAGCAAAACCAGUGAAAACACAAAACUGGACAUUAAGGGCCGUGAUGAAGGCUGUGCCAGGAAGAUGUGUGAGGAAGAUGACUGUGGCAGAAGCAGUGACAGAGGUUGACUGUGACAAAGAUGAGCUCAACGUGGCAGUCCAAAAAGAAAUGGAGACACGUGGACAUCCACAACGAAUUUUAAACAAUUGCCAUGUUUACAUUAGAUAGAAUUUUAUUAAUCCCCUGGGAAGACUCCCUCAGGGAAAUUGAGUUUCCAGUAGCAUUGUCUAGCAGGACACAGGGUAAGAAGCACACAGUAUCAAAAGUAGAAGUAAGAAACAAUUUGCAUAAAGUAAAAACAAAAUAUAAAUACCAGAACAACUGGCUUACUGGCUACAACUGCUCCUCUCCU